Abrus precatorius (Indian licorice) is the source of this 1602-nucleotide messenger RNA. RefSeq names its product laccase-4-like. The coding region runs from base 1 to 1602 and encodes 533 amino acids. Gene Ontology annotation, biological process: lignin catabolic process. Lineage: Eukaryota; Viridiplantae; Streptophyta; Magnoliopsida; Fabales; Fabaceae. Gene Ontology annotation, cellular component: apoplast. The transcript has 6 exons. Gene Ontology annotation, molecular function: copper ion binding; hydroquinone:oxygen oxidoreductase activity. The record is from RefSeq and is a predicted model, not a curated record.
AUGGUUCGCCACUACAAGUUCAAUGUGGUGAUGAAGAAUGCCACAAGAUUGUGUUCAACCAAACCCAUUGUAACCGUUAAUGGGAAGUUCCCAGGCCCCACCAUAUAUGCUAGGGAAGAUGACACUGUUCUAGUAAAGGUGGUUAACCAUGUCAAAUACAAUGUUAGCAUCCACUGGCAUGGGGUUAGACAAUUGAGGACUGGUUGGGCUGAUGGGCCAGCAUACAUAACCCAAUGCCCAAUUCAACCAGGCCAUGUCUUUGUGUACAACUUCACCCUCACAGGGCAAAGAGGGACACUUUGGUGGCAUGCACAUAUUCUUUGGCUUAGGGCAACUUUACAUGGUGCCUUGGUCAUUUUGCCCAAGCUUGGAGUUCCUUAUCCUUUUCCCAAACCUCACAUGGAACAAGUUAUUUUAUUGAGUGAAUGGUGGAAAUCAGAUACCGAAGCUGUAAUAAAUGAAGCUUUGAAAUCUGGAUUGGCCCCUAAUGUCUCUGACGCCCACACAAUCAAUGGUUAUCCAGGACCUGUUCUACAUUGUGCAUCACAAGGAUACAAACUCCAAGUCCAACCUGGAAACACCUACUUGCUAAGAAUAAUCAAUGCUGCACUGAAUGAAGAGUUGUUCUUUAAGAUUGCUGGUCACUUACUCACUGUUGUUGAAGUUGAUGCUGUCUAUACAAAACCUUUCAAAACUGACACCAUUGUUAUAGCACCUGGCCAAACCACAAAUGUGCUUCUAAAAGCCAAUCAUGCCGUUGGAAAAUUCUUAGUAGCAGCCUCACCUUUCAUGGACUCUCCUAUUGCAGUGGACAACUUAACUGCCAUUGCUACCUUACACUAUUCAGGCUCACUUGGUUCCACCAUCACCACACUCACUUCUUUGCCUCCUAAAAAUGCCACCAAAGUUGCUACCAAUUUCACUGACUCACUUAGAAGCCUAAACUCCAUAAAGUACCCUGCUAAAGUCCCAAUUAAGAUUGACCAUUCCUUGUUCUUCACUAUUAGUCUUGGUGUUAACCCUUGUCCUACUUGUGUUAAUGGUAGUAGGGUGGUUGCAGCUAUCAACAAUGUCACUUUUGUGAUGCCUAAAGUUUCUCUCCUUCAAGCACAUUUCUAUAAUAUAAGUGGAGUUUUCACUGAUGAUUUUCCUGGAAAGCCUCCAAUGGUUUAUGAUUUCACUGGAACACAACAACCAGUAAAUUUGAGGACUAAUAGAGGGACAAGGGUUUAUAGACUUGCUUACAACUCUACGGUUCAAUUAGUCUUGCAAGAUACUGGAAUGAUAACACCUGAGAAUCAUCCUAUUCAUCUUCAUGGGUUCAAUUUCUUUGUAGUUGGUAGGGGGCAAGGGAAUUUCAACCCCAAAAAAGACACAAAAAAGUUUAACCUUAUAGAUCCUGUGGAGAGAAACACAGUUGGUGUCCCAUCUGGUGGAUGGACUGCUAUCAGAUUCAGGGCUGAUAAUCCAGGUGUUUGGUUUAUGCAUUGUCAUUUGGAAAUUCAUACAACAUGGGGAUUGAAGAUGGCAUUUGUAGUAGACAAUGGUAAAGGGCCAAAUGAAUCAUUAUUACCACCUCCAAGUGACCUUCCUAAAUGCUGA